Molecule: messenger RNA, 899 nt
Organism: Laetiporus sulphureus 93-53
Lineage: Eukaryota; Fungi; Basidiomycota; Agaricomycetes; Polyporales; Laetiporaceae
Exons: 3
Coding region: 220-669 (149 amino acids)
Source: RefSeq, a predicted model, not a curated record
GAGCUCUCGGUGGGACGUUGGCUUUCCAGGCAGUAAUGGCAGCUGUGCAGGGAAUCCGGCAAGGACAACGGACAUAGAUCAGGGUGGGAGCGUUGGCGCCUCGAACCGAAUUGCUGCCACAACCUCGAUCAGUCUCAUCAGACAGUUGAGGCGGCGAGUACUUGCGAGUACGCUCGUUCAUUUAUUUCGUCAGACAGAUGUUACAGACUGGGAUGGAGGAUGUUGGUGCUGGCAGAUGAUCGAGGAUCCGCUAACCCUUGGUACUUACACAGAUGUGCAAGGUUAGCCGUGAUUACCAAAAGUAUGACCUCUGACAAGGCUCCUGUUGUACCGAUUGCGGGACAAAGGCGGACUGCCACGACCAUGAACAAUAGCCAUCACUGGAUGAGCACUAUGAAUGCCUUGCGAGCGCCCUCCUCCAAGUCGUCCAUGAUGCGUUUCGGAACGCCCAUGCUUAUCGGCUCUUUAGGCAAAGUGCUGCUUGAUCACGGCUCCAUCUCUCAAUUUCGCCAACGUGGUCUCGUAUACAUCCGGUCACGCAGCAAGCAGGAUUCGCGUGACUCAUGUAGUCUCUGCACUAGCCCACACGUUCUAUCACACCCAGCAUCGCUCAAGCGCAGUACUCCUACCGUAAGAACGGAGCACGGGAGAUUCACCGAACCUUUUUAGGCUGUAAGAAAGCGAUCGUGCCUAUUUGAAGAGAUCGGAAGUUUAGAGCUGAGCUGGCUAUGUUGGCAUCGAGAGGGAGGCAAUCGAUCCGCGACGCAUAACGUAGCAAGGCGCGCGGGCCACGGCCGACAGAAUGUAAGCAUAGAACGCUCAAACAUUUUGAACGACCUCAGGCGGCCUGAAAAGUACUUGAAGAUGGUCAUAGCUUGAUAUGACUUUCUGCUGGCCAG